AUGUCGGACGACGUGGACCCUAUCUUUGCUCCUAAGGCCGAAGAUGGCUCUGCAUCAGCCUCGAGUCGCAAGAGGAGAAGGCCUGACAGCAGCCAGUCAGAGCGAGACUCAGCGGACGGACUUGGGGCGCAGGUCAGGGCGGCGAGGAAUAUUGGAAGAGACGAGGCCUUUUACUUUGAUGAUGGGAGUUGCGUUCUUUUGGUAGAGAAUACCUUGUUUAACGUGGGUGUCCAUCGAACCAUGCUUUCGAAGGACGGUUCUUCAUUCAAGAUGAUGUUUACCUUGCCUCAGGGUAGCGAACCAACUGAGGGCACCUCCGACGAUAUCCCAAUACAUCUAACAGGAGACAGCGCUAAAGAAUUUCGAAACUUUCUCGGCGCCCUUUACGCCUUACCUCCGGAAAUGCGAGCUCUAGCAACGGAUGUCUCUAAGCUUAUCGAUAUUGCCCGCAUAUCAAACAAGUAUGCCUUCAAAUCGCUGGAAACGUGGGCCCUCGACGCCAUCCAGGAGUACAUCAACCACCGUCCAACGCCUAUGCCCCCUUUUCCCUUCCCAUUCUUCACCCAGCCUUCACUAACAGCAACACCUAUCUUGUUCGGGUCUGAAUCCGAAACUAUCACACAACUGACUCGCUUGAUGCGUCUGGCGCAGAUGUGCAACCACGAACGGCUGCUCAACACCAUGAUUGGCCUGCUGAGGCAGCUCAUGACCACGUCUCCACGUUACGCCUAUCUUGCCAUGUCCCUCUCAGACGAACUUGCUCUUCGAUCUUUACGCGGCGAGGCUUACUUGGAGGUCAUGCAUAAGACUGUGGUUGUCAAGAAAGGUCACGCUGAGCUAGGCGACAUCGACGAGGAGGGCCGGCUCGUCGUCAGUUCUACUGAACAGUUGCGACUAUUAACGGGCUACUAUCGCCUAUCCAGAGCAUGGGAGAGACUGAGACUGACCGCACCUCCUAUCGACCAUUCCCCUUCAUGCAAUGCGACAUGGCAUCAGCCUUCAUGUUCCCAGAGUUGGGUCGAGUUCUGGAAGGAGAAGACGAGGGGUGAUGCCGUACUUUCUUUGGGACUGGCAGAUGUACUGGGGAGGCUCAAACAAGUACAAAAGGAUUUUGAUCGUUGGGGCAGCGCUACCUACAUGCAUCAGGACUGCCGGCUAGCCGCUCGACGGAGUAUCUUGCAUUUGAUCAAGACAGUGGAAGACAGAUUGCCAGAUUACUUUUCGGAAGAGAGGGACGAAUGACUGAUACUCAUGGAACUAUGUUGUGACUCUAAGUGUAAUAGUAAAAUACAGUAUAUAUUUUGUACAGAUGACGUUUCAUACAAUGUAUACAGUUUCCAGGCAUUGCGUUU
This is a messenger RNA of Guyanagaster necrorhizus, 1352 nucleotides long. RefSeq lists its product as uncharacterized. The coding region runs from base 1 to 1242 and encodes 413 amino acids. Lineage: Eukaryota; Fungi; Basidiomycota; Agaricomycetes; Agaricales; Physalacriaceae. The record is from RefSeq and is a predicted model, not a curated record. The transcript is spliced from 3 exons.